CUUUGUAAAAAACCUAACACGUAGUAUUAGCUAGCUAGCUAUUUUAUUAUAAGUUUGACAAGCCACAUUCUAUUUUCUCUCGUAGCCAUAUAAUGUUCUUCUGCUUUAAAAAUAUUACCACUCUUUUCAGUGUUAGCUAGUUGCUAGCUAGCUAGUUGUUUUGAUUUCAGAAGAAUGAUUGGCAUCAUAAUGUGCACGCUCUUUUGUAGGUUGAAAAGCAGGAUCGACAUAGGGUAAAAUGGAUAUUAUUGACAUUUAAGGAUUUUUUUUUGGAAACGUAAUAUCAAAAAGCAACUGGAAUACACUUGAUCAUAGUGCCGUGUUUUGCCUGCACGCACAGAUAUGGAGUAUGCAAGUUAAUGAAAAGAUAUUUGAGGUUGAACAGAUAGUUUGUCGUCGAGAGCACAGAGGUAAAGAAGAAUAUUUAGUCUACUGGAAGGGUUUUGAUUUGUCUUCUGCUACUUGGGAGCCAGUAGAAAACUUACUGUCCUGUACAGAUCUCAUUGAACAAUUUCAACGCACUUCAAAUCCUAUUCCAGGUGCAAACCCAUAUAAGGUAUUACAUACAGAAAAGACAAAAACUGUACAUUUGAAGAUGUUACUUUCACGAGGAACAAAGAACAGGCACAAAAGAACAAAAUCCAUGGCUGAUCUAAGUGACUAUGAGGAAUCUAACAACAUUUUUAAUAAAGUUGAAGUAACAAACCAUUCUCUACCUAAUGGCUUUCAUAAAAAGAAAUUGAGUGAAAGUGAGAAACUUUUACGAGAUACUCUCUUACAUGAGUCAAAGACAAUGGCUCCAGAAAAGACUAGCUUAAGCAAAAUAAAUGGUAUUUUAAAUUGUUAUGAUCCAAUUAAAUUAAAUGGUGUUGUGAGUAGUGUUGGUGCUAAAAGAAGUUUAAAUAGGACUAAUCGUGUUAGACACUCUCAUAAUGAAGAAUUAGUUUUAUGUGCAAUUAAAAAAAAUUAUAUGGUGAUUACGCUGAAUAACACCAAAAGGCAUAACGUUUUGACUAUAGGGAUGCUUGAUUCAAUAUGUGACUGUUUAAUGAAAGCAAAGAAAAACAGUGAAGUUAAAGCUGUUUUACUAACAAAUAAUGGCGACUUCUUCUGUUCGGGGAUCGAUUAUUCUGAAUUAAUGAAUUGUAUUGAUGACAAAGAAUAUAGAGCACUUGUGUAUGAAUUAAUAUCUGGUAUUAGGCAUUUUCUGGGAACUCUUCUAACAUUUAGCAAACCAUUAGUUUGUGCAAUAAAUGGUCCAGUUCUUGAGUUUGGUGCAGCUAUUGUUGUAGCUUCUGAUCUUUCAUAUGCAACUUCAAAGGCAAGCUUUGAUCUAGUUUAUAAUAAACUUGGGUUAUCACCUAUUGGCUGUUUGACGCAUCUUCUACCUCAAGUCGUUGGCAACAGCAUGGCUAACUCUAUGCUUUAUAUUGGUGGCCGUUAUUCUGCAGUGUCGGUAUCUGAUCGUGGUUUGAUAUUAGAUAUGUAUGGUGUCAAUUCAUUUCAGGAAGACAUUUGCAAGAAGAUGUCCCAACUAACUGCAAAUUCUACUGGCGUUUUGGAAUCUACUAAAAAAUUAGUAAAGCAUGUUGAAGCACCUCGUCUUGUUGAAAUAUGUGAAGAGGAAUUGCGUAUUUAUCAGCAACAUUUGUGUGGAAAGGAGGCUAGAAAGAAAUUGAAAGAAGACUGGACCAUGCUUAUUAAUUUAUAUGGCGACCUUUAACUCCAUGCAUGGCAAUAUACUGCAUUAUAUAAACCCUACGAUCUGAUAAUUGAGUGCAUGCUUCAUCGUAUCAACAACGAUGAGGAGAUACCAGUUGAUGCUCAUAAACUUUAGGCAAAACAUAGCUGCUUGUCUAUUCUAAAGUCGAUAAAUAGAUGGGAGCAAGUCCAGUCCAUGUUGGGAAAUGUAGGAGGUUUUAAAAUAUUUGAAUUAGAAAAUUAGCAUCGAAAUUUUUAAUUAAGGUUGGAUGGGUUAAAUAAAUAUCACGUCCCGUCAUAAGUAGUUAUUAGCAACCUUACGGAACAAGGACGGAAAAAAUAUUAUUAUUUUUUCAAUGUGCAUGAGCAGACCAGGGUAAACCCCCCAAAACAAAGUUGUCGUUCUUUCUUUGACUUGAAAAAUGCCAUUUUAAGGUUAUGGGUAUGACGUCGAAUAUUUUAACGAGUAAAAAUGUCAUAUGAGAUUACUAUUGAUAAAAGCACGCAGUAAAAGCGAAUAUAAGUUUCUAAAUUUUUGUGGUAAGGCUUGUUCUCAAUUUUUGAUUUAUUUUGCGAUUUUUGACAGUAGCAGUAUUUCUUUUGAUUUUAUUUCACGUUGUCGCUUUCGUCUAAUUUUUCGUAAUUGAUUUUUUGGCGCGUUUUACAUAUGACAGGCUUUAAUGGGAUGUUAUUGACAACGCCGUUGUAGGUCGUCUCUGUUCUUGUUUCGUAAAGUCCGUACUUUACUUUUGACGCAACGACGCUGUUGCCUGACCAUAUGGUAGCUUUAUAGAUUUUUACCGUGUUUUUGGCGCGAAAGUUUCUGAGCUUAAAAGUGAUUUUCCAGCUUACGUUAAACUUGGUAACGUAACCAGCAUAAUUAACAUUGCGCAACCAAUAAUAUUGCUUGUGGUUAGGUUGUACUUAGCCAACCAAAAAAUAUUUUAUUGUAAAUAUUAUUCCUGAAAGAAGUUCCAGACGGCUUUUAA
Hydractinia symbiolongicarpus is the source of this 2690-nucleotide messenger RNA. RefSeq names its product chromodomain Y-like protein. Lineage: Eukaryota; Metazoa; Cnidaria; Hydrozoa; Anthoathecata; Hydractiniidae. The record is from RefSeq and is a predicted model, not a curated record. The transcript is spliced from 9 exons. Bases 350 to 1723 code for a protein of 457 amino acids.